Molecule: messenger RNA, 222 nt
Organism: Cooperia oncophora
Lineage: Eukaryota; Metazoa; Nematoda; Chromadorea; Rhabditida; Trichostrongylidae
Source: the annotation of a GenBank genome assembly
AUGGACUUUGUUACGGUCUGUGAUAGACCAUUCUAUGGAAUUAUGUGUGCUCGCCAAUGUUUCGAAAAGCAUGGCGCUAACUAUAUUUGCGACCCACGCGGAGAAAAAGUGUGCUUGGUUGGAUGGACAGGAAAAGACUGCGAUAUGGCCAUAACAGACGUCCCUCUUGGCAAGUCACCAGAUCUUAGCUCGUCUACACCACUACCGGCUUCCACAAGUACU